Messenger RNA from Hyaloscypha bicolor E, 1425 nucleotides. RefSeq names its product FAD-linked oxidoreductase. The record is from RefSeq and is a predicted model, not a curated record. Gene Ontology annotation, cellular component: mitochondrion. Lineage: Eukaryota; Fungi; Ascomycota; Leotiomycetes; Helotiales; Hyaloscyphaceae. Gene Ontology annotation, molecular function: FAD binding; proline dehydrogenase activity. The transcript is spliced from 2 exons. Bases 1 to 1425 code for a protein of 474 amino acids.
AUGUCGUCCCGAACAUUUCCUCGUCAAGUGUCAAUUACUUCAGACCAUGGCUCAACAGAGAAAUUCGAUGAACCGCAAGUUCUGGCGCAUCCUCCUCCCACAAUUCCCAAAGCAGCUCCUCUCUCAAUUCUCCCCCUGUCCUCAAUCACCAGAUCGUUGGCGAUAACGUCAAUUUCCUCCUCGCCUCUCCUCCUCGGCCCCUCACUAGCAAUAAUGUCCAGACUCGCACACUCCACAUCCCCCCUCCUCUCCCCCGACACCAACCUCUUCCUGCGAUACUUCCUCAAACGAACCUUCUACCGGCAAUUCUGCGCCGGCGAAAACGCCCUCGAAGUCAAACACACAGCCGACUCCCUAAAAUCCAUUGGCUUCAAAGGCGUAAUCCUGGGCUACGCAAAAGAAGUAGUAAUGGAUGAGACACAAACGGCCUCCCUCUCCUCCUGCUCAGACACCAAUUCCGAGACAGCAGAAGCCUGUAUUCGUAACGAGAUCAUACCCUGGGCAAACGGCACCCUCGAGACUGUCCGUAUGACCGCACCCGGCGAUUUCGUCGCCUUAAAAUUUACAGGUGCAGGCAGCCAAGCUUUAUACGACCUCUCGAACCAGAGGGAUCCGUCACCUCCUCUCAGAGAAGCAAUAGACUCCGUCUGCAACCUUGCCGCUGAGCGGGGCGUCCGGUUACUAUUCGACGCAGAGCAGCAAGCAGUGCAAGCUGGCAUCGACGCCUGGACUCUAGGAUACAUGCGCAAAUACAACAAGCCCUCCCCUUCCAACAAUGGGAAAGCAGUGAUCUAUGGAACGUACCAAGCAUAUCUAAAAGCCACACCUUCCGUCCUGGCCUCGCACCUCGCGACCGCACGUCAAGAUGGCUUCACAUUAGGCGUCAAGCUCGUGCGCGGUGCCUACCUAGGCUCCGAUCCUCGUCAUUUGAUCUAUGACACGAAAGCGCAGACAGAUGCUGCGUAUAACGGCAUCGCCGAAUCGCUGGCUCUCCGCUGCUACAACUCCAUCCUCAAACCAGCUUCAGGAGAGAGUGAGGGGAAAUAUCCGGGAGUCAAUGUCGUCUUAGCGGGACAUAACCACACUUCAGUCCGCCGCAUCCAAAGCCUCCGCACUUCCCAAGCCCAACAGGGAUUGCCACAGACCGAACUAGUCUACGCACAGUUGCAAGGUAUGGCUGAUGAAGUGUCUUGUGAGCUGGUGCAAGCUGGGAUGGUUGAGGAGGGAGAGGGGAUGAAGGUGGAUGUCGAUGUACCCAAAGCGUAUAAGUACCUUGUGUGGGGGACGACGGGGGAGUGUAUGAAGUAUUUACUGAGGAGAGCGCAGGAGAAUAGGGAUGCGGUUGAGAGGACGCUGGAGGGGAGGAAUGCGAUGGCUGCGGAGCUGUGGAGACGGAUGAAGAGUGCUAUUAGGCUGGGCCCUUAA